AUGGAAAACAUGAUGUAUGCGAAAGACGGUGACACGUGGAAGUUCACUAAUGGACAAAUCGCCGGUGUCACCUUCACCGUCGUCGCCGCAUCGUUCUCUUUCUUCUUAUACCGAAUGUAUAAAAAACAACAACGCGCUCGUGCCGGAAUUGUCGCAGAGCAGCAACGAGAUGACGAUCGACAAGCGGAUAAUGAUCGAGUGAGACAACAAAAUCAGCCAGAGGACAUCCAAAUGCAAGUGAUGAAUCAAAAUGAAAUCUAA
Messenger RNA from Caenorhabditis remanei, 261 nucleotides. RefSeq lists its product as uncharacterized. The record is from RefSeq and is a predicted model, not a curated record. The coding region runs from base 1 to 261 and encodes 86 amino acids. Lineage: Eukaryota; Metazoa; Nematoda; Chromadorea; Rhabditida; Rhabditidae. The transcript has 2 exons.